UCAAUGCACCCCUGUUUAGAUCUCAGUGUUCCAUCAGCACUAUAAGAGAAAGAGUGAGAGAAUCGAAGUAAAGAGAUAGAGAAGAUAGUAAACCAUGUCAAGGCGAUCAUCACCAGGGACUUGCUUGAGGCUAUGCCUCGUAAAAUUUGCUGUAGUUUCAGCUAUUGCAGUUUGUGGACCAGCUCUUUACUGGAGAUUCAACAAAACUACUCUCAAGCUCACUGAUUCCAAAUCUUCUUGUCCUCCUUGCAACUGUGAUUGUCCUCCUCCUCUUUCCCUCCUCAACGUUGCGCCUGGAUUGAGCAAUCUCUCAGUCACAGAUUGUGGAAGCAAUGACCCUGAUCUCAAACAAGAGAUGGAGAAGCAAUUCGUGGACAUUUUGAUGGAGGAGUUGAAGUUGCAGGAGGCUGUUGCCGACGAGCAUUCCCGUCAUGUGAACAUCACCUUUGGUGAGGCGAAAAGGGUGGCUUCCCAGUACCAAAAGGAGGCUGAAAAAUGUAUCUCGGCCACCGAAACCUGCGAGGAAGCAAGAGAGCGAGCCGAGGCCUUGCUAAUCCGUGAGAGGAAAGUUACAACAUCGUGGGAGCAAAGAGCUCGACAAAUGGGUUGGGAAGGGGAAUAAACUGUCAUACUACUGUGUGGACAUAUUACUAUAAGAUCUUCUCUUUUUCAGAUUUUCUGCCUUGCAUCCAUGAGAAGAUGAGAUUACAAUAGUUACAUAGAUUCCCGGCCAUAGACCGAAUGUCGGAAAACGUGGUGGACCGUAGGAAUGGCAAUGGAACGAGUCAAAGUCCGCCGCCGAUUCAUUUUUGGUAUGCUCUGUUCUAUUUCUCGUCUCUUUCUUGCUGAAUGUUUUGAGUUCAACUUUGUAAUAUUAUACAUGAAACCCUAUGAAUAUCGAUAGUUCAAAA
Hibiscus syriacus is the source of this 911-nucleotide messenger RNA. RefSeq lists its product as uncharacterized. NCBI's taxonomy places the organism in Eukaryota, Viridiplantae, Streptophyta, Magnoliopsida, Malvales, Malvaceae. The record is from RefSeq and is a predicted model, not a curated record. The transcript is spliced from 3 exons. The coding region runs from base 95 to 622 and encodes 175 amino acids.